AUGUCUUAUAUUUCUUUAUUUCUUUUCAUUUCAUUACUUUGUGUAAUUCAAAUAUCAAGUAGAGUCAUUAAUAGACAUACGUACAAUUUUACUAUUGCUUAUGCUGAUAAUACCACAUCAGUUUUACUUGUUAACAAUCAACUUCCAGGUCCAACAAUUCGAGUUGAUGUUGAUGAUAUUGUAAUUGUUCAUAUUCAUAAUGCUCUUCAUACAAUGGAAGAAGUUACAAUUCAUUUUCAUGGUAUGCUUCAACGACAAACAGCACACAUGGAUGGUGUAGGAUAUGUUACACAGAUGCCAAUACCAUGCGGAAAAACAUUUACACAUGUCUUUCAAGCAUAUCCAGCUGGUACUCAUAUGUAUCAUUCACAUGCUGGUUUACAAGCUGUUACUACAUUUGGUGCAUUGAUUGUUGAUGAUCCAGAGAGACCAUGGGAAGUAACAGAGGCACCAUCAGGUCCAAUUAUGAUAUCUGAUUAUUGGGAAGGUGUUGAUCGUCUUAGUCAAGAAGCUGGUUUAAUGGGAUCACCGUUUAAAUGGGAAGGAGAACCGUCAAAUUUAUUAAUUAAUGGUCAAAAAAAUUUUGUCUUAACUCUUGAUCCAGGUAGAACAUAUUUAUUACGAUUAAUUGGUGCAACAAGUCUAUCAACGGUUGUUUUUGGUAUUACUCAACAUCCAAUGACUGUAGUUGAAGUCGAUGGAAAAUUAGUUGUACCAAAAUCAAAUGUAUCAUCAAUUGAAAUUGCUUCAGGUCAACGUUAUGCUGUAAUGAUAAAAGCAACAAAUCAAGCUACCGGUAUUUUUGCUAUACAAGCAUCAAUUCGAUGGCGAAUUGCAACAGCAAAUUCAAGUAUUAUUGGUCUUUUACGAUAUGGUGUACAAUCUGUAAUUCCAGCUAAUAUAUCAACUCUUUUACUUCCUUCACUUUUUAAUGAAACUGAAUUGCUUCUGUUUGCUUUUAAUGAACGAUAUCAAACAUUACUUCCAUCAGAAAGAAUGCCUCCAGGAAAUCAAGGUCAUGCAGAUGUUGAAAUUCUUUUAGUUGCUACACAAGAAUAUACACCAGAUGGUAAAGGUAUUCGUUGGAUGACAAAUAAUAGUACAUUUGAUAUGGUUCGUUUAAAAAAUUUAAAUACAUCACUUCUUAUUGAUUUAUAUCAUGGCAAUGAAGAAAAUUUACCACAAGAUGUUGUUUAUACAAUACAUAAUAAUCAAUUAGUUGAUAUUGUUAUUCAAAAUACUGUUGCACUUAAUGGUGUAUGUGAAUCGCAUCCAAUGCAUUUACAUGGACAUAAAUUUUGGAUACAUUCCUAUGGAACUGGUUUAUAUAGUCCCGCUAAAAAUAUUCUUCCAACUAGACGUGAUCCAGGAUUACGAGAUUCAGUAAUGGUAUAUGCAAGUUCAUAUGCAUAUUUUUCACCAAAUCGAAAUGUAACAAAUCAUGGAAAACCAUGUGGAUGGACAAAAAUACGUAUGAUAGCUAAUAAUCCAGGUUUAUGGAUGUUUCAUUGUCAUAUUGGUGCACAUUCCUAUAUAGGUAUGAAUAUUCUUCUUAAAGAAGAUAUUGAAAAUUUAUCAAUGGUUUAUUUAUCACAAAAUUAA
Molecule: messenger RNA, 1602 nt
Organism: Adineta steineri
Lineage: Eukaryota; Metazoa; Rotifera; Eurotatoria; Adinetida; Adinetidae
Source: the annotation of a GenBank genome assembly